Molecule: messenger RNA, 1926 nt
Organism: Heterobilharzia americana
Lineage: Eukaryota; Metazoa; Platyhelminthes; Trematoda; Strigeidida; Schistosomatidae
Source: the annotation of a GenBank genome assembly
AUGAAAGAUUUUCGAAUGCGGUAUCCACCACUUCUCAUUUAUACACUCACACCAACUAAUCAAAAGGAUGUCAAAAACAUCAAUUCCGAGUUACCAGCUUCUAAAGUUAAAUAUCCAGAUUUAAAUAUGCCUGAAAGUAAAUGUGAAGAAAAAUUGCCUACUGUCAACUUGGCUGAUCUGUUGGCUUCUGAGUGUAAAAACCCUACGUUAUCAUUUAAAAGCAUUCAAAAUGGACGUGCUGGAGUGCAAAAUGGAAAGAACACUAUUUUUCAACGUCCAUUGCCACCUAAACCACUGCCUUUUACAAAUCGUGUACAGUAUACUCCCAAAAUGGUAUCCGCACAGGUCUCGGAAACAUCACUGAACAAUCCUAAGCAGAACAGUACUCAGGUUGAUAGAGGACAAAGUCUUGUAACGCCGGUAAAAUUUGACCGAAGUUCGACUAAUCGCACAUCGAAUCGCAUUUCAUUGCCUGAUUCAGUGAAAAGAGAUGAAAAUAUAGACGAUAAAGUAUGGAAACUACCCACUGAACAUUCAGAUGAAGAAUCUCGUGUUUACAGUGAUCCACGUGAAAAAUGGCAUUUGGAUAAACCAUUAGCUAACAAACCUUCUGGACAGAUUGUUGAAAAUACAGUAAAUAAACUAACUGACUCAUAUGUGGAUCCAUGGAAAAUCCCAUUACCUGCUUCAACAAAUAGUUUUUCAAUACAAUCAGUACCUAACAUUCCUCCAUCUGAAACUAAACCAAAGAAUUUAGUGAAUUCUCAGUCAUCCCCAACGGUUUAUGAACAGCCAGAUGUUCUGAACAAUCAAGUUGGCCCAGCUGCCUGCACAACUUUGGCUAUUCGUCAGACGCGUACCAAUGGCCUACGUAAUCUUGGCAAUACAUGCUAUAUGAAUUCUGUGGUACAGUGUUUGGCUCACACCAGAGCAUUGGUCCACUACUUCCUUGAUGGAUUUCAUGAACGUAAAGCUGUAGUUUCUAAUCUUCUUGGUUAUGGCGGAGAAAUUGUUAAACAUUUUGAAGUACUGCUCACAGCCUUAUAUAAUCAACCAAAUCAAGACACUGAAUUGCAUAAAUUCAGAUCGGCGGUUGCCAAACAUCAAGCUAAAUUUUCAAGUAAUGAUCAACAAGAUAGCUUAGAAUUUCUUCUCUUUCUGCUGGAUGGUCUUCAUGAAGACCUUAACGAAGCUCGUUCGGAACGGAAUAACAGUGCAAAGCCUACACAGAAUGAAUUGAAAACUGAGUACAUGUCUAGUAGGGAACAAGCAGAAGCCGCAUGGAUUCAGCAUAAAGAUUUAAACAAUUCAAUUAUUGUAUCUUCAUUUCAAGGACUAUUGCGCUCCACUGUAAAGUGUAACGAUUGUCACAAAACUUCCGUUACAUUUGAUGUUUUCAUGGUAUUAUCUUUACCUAUGGAACAAAAUAAUGCAUGUCAGUUGACAAAUUGUCUUGAGUUGUUUCUUAAAAAAGAAGAAAUGGUCGGUCCUUGCCGUUGGCACUGUCCAACUUGUGAUACUAGACGAGAUGCUUCCAAAUGCAUAGAAUUAUGGAAAUUACCAACGUAUUUGAUUAUACACUUGAAGAGGUUUCGAUAUGAAUAUGGUAACUGGAGGAAACAGACAACAAGUGUAAAUUUUCCUGUUGAAAGUCUAGAUAUGGCUCCCUUUAUUGUGGGUCCCAAAUUGCAUUCCAGUGAAUAUGCUUUAUUCGCUGUCUUGAAUCAUCGUGGUACAAUGGAAAGUGGUCAUUAUACGGCCUUCUGUCGAAAUAUCCGUGAUAGUCGAUGGUAUGAAUAUGAUGAUGAAAGUGUAUCAUUAUUGAAUAGAAAUGAAAUACAAAAUGACAACGCUUAUAUAUUGUUCUAUGAAUUACUACCUCGAGUAGGUGUAUUUUUUGAAAGUUCAUCGAAUACGGCUCGAUGA